Molecule: messenger RNA, 2439 nt
Organism: Mustela erminea (ermine)
Lineage: Eukaryota; Metazoa; Chordata; Mammalia; Carnivora; Mustelidae
Gene: PCDH8
Product: protocadherin 8
Biological process (GO): homophilic cell-cell adhesion
Cellular component (GO): plasma membrane
Molecular function (GO): calcium ion binding
Source: RefSeq, a predicted model, not a curated record
AUGCGCAUGUACGGUUAUCUUUCUACAAUUAUCUGCAAAGGAAGGCUGCUGAUCUUCCUGUUGAACCGUGGCCAUCUGCACUGUGCAGCGACAGCAGCCGGCAGCCUUCCUGCAGCUGGAGUGGAAGGAGGACUGGCUGGGCUGAUGCCCGGCCGGCCGAGGGUGCUGCUCCAUGCUCUGGAGGGGACACAGCUAAUGCUUAUUCCACUCUCGCCCCACGCCAGCUCUGAAGACCAGCUUGUCUCUCUCAUGCCCUCCAUCGUCUGGGUGCCUGCGAUCCACCGUGAGAGCGGGCAGAGCGGGAGUGGGACGGUUUGGGAAGGGGGCCGGAUAAGAAGCCCUGAGUCCAGGCAGGAGGAGGUUGGACAAGCACAAGGAGCUACUGGGGGCCCCUGGCUGAGGCUGGGCGAGGCGGUGGCCGGCACGGGGAGAAGCGGCGACGGGGACCGCGAGCCAGGUUUCUUCCGGCUUCGGAACCUCUGGAUCCCGGGGAUAGGAGGGACUGUGGGAAGACAAAGAGCGGCAGCGGCGCGGGCCCGCUGCUGGCGGAUUGGUCCUGGCUGGGUGUGGGGCUGCGGUGCCCGAGAGGAGGGAGAGGACAGCAGCUCUCAAGUUGCUGCAUGGAAGGCUCUGCCCCUCACGAGGCAAUCCGAACCGCUGACGGAGCUCGGACUGGAAUUCUUGCAAGUUCUGUGGCUGCAGCUGGUGCCCUGGUCUUGCACCAAAACCAUCAAUUUCCACACCUAUGAGGAGGAAGCCUAUGGCUCCGAUAUCAGUGUUCUGUCUGAUGAUGUCCUGUGUAAUUACCAGAUCAAGAUACCACACCAGUUCCACCUGAUGAAGUUCAACAGCUCACUCUUUGCAGUGUGCGAGGGGGGUGGGGAGCUGACCCUCGGGGAGGAUGCGGGCCUGGACCAUGCACCGCAAUGUGGCCAAGCAACACAGUGCGUGAUGGCCUUUGACCUGAUCAGCUUCUCACAGGAGCAGUUCCAGCUGGUGCACGUGGAAGCGGAAGUGAGGAACAUCAAUGAUCAUGCGCCACGCUUACCCCUGACCCAGAUCCCCAUGGAGGUGUGCGAGGGCACGGCCGUGGGCAUGCGCAUUCCCUUGGAGGUGCCUGUGGAUGAGGACUUGGGGGCCAAUGGGCUGCAGAGUGUGCGCCUGGCGGAGCCUCACAACCUUUUCCGCGUGGAACUGCAGAUGCUCGCGGACGGUGCCCAGUGCGUUGACCUGGUGCUGCUCCAGGAGCUGGACCGCGAGGGCCAGGCCGCCUACAGCCUGGAGCUGGUGGCCCAGGACGGCGGCCGCCCGCAACCCUUACUUAGUGUGCGAGUGCUGGACGCCAACGACCACAGCCGGGCCUUCCUGUAGGGCGCCUUGGCCGAAGUAGAGCUGGCAGAGGACAUUCCUAUGGGCUCUCUACUGCUCGACCUGGACUCAGCUGACUCUGACGAGGGCCCCAACGACGACGUGGUGUUAGCCUUCGGUGCUCACACCCCCCAGGCGCGCCGCCUCUUCCGCCUAGACCCGCGCUCCGGCCGCCUCACCCUGGCAAAACCGGUGGACUACGAGCGUCAGGACACCUAUGAGCUGGACGUGCGGGCCCAGGACCGCGGUCCUGGGCCCCAGGCCUCUACCUGCAAGGUCAUCGUGCGCAUCCGCGACGUCAAUGACAACGCUUCGGACAUCACCAUCACCCCGCUGGCCGCCCCGGGCGCACCUGCCGCCUCUCCCUUCGCAGCCGUCGCCGCCGCUCUCGGGGGUGCGGACGCGACCUCGCCGACCCGUCCCGGGACGCCCGAGGCCGGCGCGGUUUCCCUGGUGCCAGAGGGGGCGGCGCGCGAGAGCCUGGUGGCUCUGGUCAGCACCUCGGACAGAGACUCGGGUGCCAACGGGCAGGUGCGCGGCGCCCUCUACGGGCACGAGCACUUCCGGCUGCAGCCAGCCUACGCAGGCAGCUACCUGGUGGUGACUGCGGCCUCGCUGGACCGCGAGCGCAUUGCCGAGUACAACCUGACGCUGGUGGUCGAGGACCGCGGCGCGCCCCCGCUACGCACCGUGCGGCCCCACACUGUUUGCGUGAGUGACGAGAACGACAACGCACCACUCUUCACACGGCCGGUCUCCGAGGUGUUGGUGCGAGAGAACAACCCUCCUGGCGCUUACCUGGCCACGGUGGCCGCCCGGGACCCCGACCUGGGCCGCAACGGGCAGGUCACCUACCAGUUGCUGGAGGCAGAAGUGGCACUCGACGGCGGCUCUCCGCCGCCCCGGGGCCGGGCCGUGGUGUGGCUGCCUGUGGAGGACCAGAACGACCACGUACCUGGACUGGUCACACUACCACUCCUCAAUGGCUCAGCCCAGCCGCCUCUGCCCCAGGACGCGCCCCUGGGCUACCUGGUGAUCCGACUGCAGACGAAGGUCCCAACGCCGAGCUAA